AUGAAAGAAAAUUGGACUCUCCCACGAAGAAAAGCCGUGUAAGUUGGGUAAACAUUGUUUGAAGGGAGGUUAGUUUAUUAAAAUACGGUAUCCGAUGAUCAAUUAUUAUUUUUUAAAAGCUGUUGCACUUAAUGAUGACUUUAAAAUUUUGUUAAAAUUUUACAGUCGUUCAGUAGGCCGUAUAUCAAUUUGUGAAAAUUGGAGCUUGCAUUUUAGAGUGCGGGAUCUGAUCCAGUUGCAAAAAACGUUCCAUUUUGCAUCCGGGAAGUAUCAAAAAUGUGGCAAAAUGCCUCCCUCUCCAAGUGCAAAACUCCGAUUUCAAAAGCCGGAAUCUUUUCCGGCUUUUGAAUCCCGCCAGCUAUGUUUGCGAGAGGAAGGGCGCGCAGUACAAAACAAAGGUUUUUUCACUUGGAGAGGGAAGCAUUUUGCCACAUCUUUGAUGCUUCCCGGAUGCAGUAUUUUACGUUUUUUGACACCUUAUCAGGUCCGUCACUGUACGUAAAAUGUGGAGAGUCGGACAGACGAAAGGUGCUUUUCAAUUAUAUUUUUUUGGACCUGCAGAGAAACGAUUAAUUUUUGGUUGAUAAUACAUUGUGCAACUCAUUUGAAAGAUGUAUUACCACAUGUCUUGAAACAGAAGUUUUUUUUGCACAUAUGCCAUAAAUAAUCUGCACUAAAUUUGAGCUGAAUUUAGAUGAAAUUGAAAAGUGAAAACUCGAGGUAAAACACGUUGUUUAUCCUAUUUGGAUGACUAAAUUUUCAUCUAAUCUAAACCGAUAUAUAAUAUAUAUAUAUAUAUUCCAGCUGGUCCGACGUCCAACUUUCGACCUGCUCAAUUUGCCUGGACGAUUGGCCCAUCAAACCAGUGGCUUGUCGCCGCUGUAAACAAUGCAUUGGGUGCGGAGAUUGUGUCGAUAAAUGGUGCAAUGAGCGGCUAUUCUCCUCCCCAACCUGCCCGUUAUGCCGAGAACGAUGGCUGAGUCGAAGGGAGAUUGUGGAGAUGGUCGUACUUCCUGAAAUUCGAUAA
Bursaphelenchus xylophilus (pine wood nematode) is the source of this 1027-nucleotide messenger RNA. The record is from the annotation of a GenBank genome assembly. NCBI's taxonomy places the organism in Eukaryota, Metazoa, Nematoda, Chromadorea, Rhabditida, Aphelenchoididae.